Molecule: messenger RNA, 741 nt
Organism: Nicotiana attenuata
Lineage: Eukaryota; Viridiplantae; Streptophyta; Magnoliopsida; Solanales; Solanaceae
Exons: 3
Coding region: 1-741 (246 amino acids)
Source: RefSeq, a predicted model, not a curated record
AUGCCAAUUGAACCAAGCUUAAUCGAAGAGAUGAAGAUGGGUUAUUCGUUACCUGCUUUGUCACCUCAUACCCCUUCCCCCCACCCUUCUACUCCUUCCCCUCUUAUUCCUACUCCACCUCCCAGGAAUUCUACCAGAACUUGUCGCCCUCCUACAUGCCUUAAGGAAUAUGCUGCUUCCUCUCCUGCUUGGCAAGAGGCCAUGGUUAAGAAAUUUCAGGCUCUUAAAGCCAAUCAUACUUGGGACAUUGUUCCACUACCCCCUAACAAGAAACGCAUUCCUUUGGAGGUUUCUGACACUUCCCAAGGCUUUCUUAUCAGUCAGACUAAGUUCACCACUAAUUUACUCUCUGAAUUCAACUGCCCGAACUUCAGUUCUGUUACUAUAUCCCUGGAUUCUUCUCUCAAGCUCACUGCUAACAUGGGAGAGGCUCUUUCUGACUCUAGUGGUUAUAGGAGAAUUAUUGAGAAGUUGAAUAUUCUUCAGCACACUAGGCCAGACAUUGCUUUUUCAGUCCAACACCUAAGUCAUUUCUUGCAGGCUCCUCAGAUUCCUCACAUGAUGGCUGCACUCCAUGUUUUGAGGUAUUUGUCCAAUGCUCUAGAUCUGGGCAUACUUCUGCCUUGUUCUUCUAAUUUGGAUCUCAAGGUUUUCUUUGAUUCUAACUGGGCAGUUUGUGCUCAGUCUAGGAGAUCUGUUUCCGGGUACUACAUUACUCUUAGUGGUUGUCCUGUUUCCUGA